GGCCCGAGCGAGCAAAAUGCUCACUGCCAGUAGCGGGGACGCGGCUGUGCGGGGCUGGGGAGGCGGUGGGCAGGCAGAGCCGUGUCUGGGCUCCGUGCUUGUCGUGUGUGACUGAGGCGGGGCAGCAGCGGUGCCCGGCUGCGAGUGCGGGCGGCGUGGUGGGACGCUCAGCAACGGGAGCGGAGCCUUCUUUCCUCCGUGCCCGCAGCCGGAGGUCCGGGGCAAGGGCGGCCCCAGGUGGGAGAGCCCGGCGGCGAGGAGGAGCUGCCUCCGUCGCGGGGAGGCUCCGCACCGCCGGCGUCCGUCCCCUCCGGCUCCGCGGGCGGCCGUGCCGGGACGCGCAGGUCCCGCCGUGCGCUCGGGGUCCGGCAGCAUGAACAUCCUGCUGGAGCUCUUCGUGGUGACUUUCCGAGUGCUCUGGGCUUUCGUGCUGGCCGCGGCCAAGUGGCUGGUGCGGCCCAAGGAGAAGAGCGUGGCGGGGCAGGUGUGCCUGAUCACCGGGGCGGGCAGCGGCCUGGGCCGCCUCUUCGCCCUGGAGUUUGCCCGGCGCCGGGCGCUGCUGGUGCUGUGGGACAUCAAUACGCAGAGCAACGAGGAGACGGCGGGCAUGGUGCGCCACAUCUACCGGGAGAUGGCCGAGGCGGCCGCCGCCCCCAGAGCUGGAGAUGGAGAGAAAGAUGCACUGCCCCCCUGCAACUUGCAGGUUUACACGUACACCUGUGAUGUGAGCAAGAGAGAAAACGUCUACUCGACAGCUGAGAGGGUCCGCAAGGAGGUUGGCGAGGUGUCUGUCCUGGUUAACAAUGCUGGUGUGGUCUCUGGGCACCAUCUUCUGGAGUGUCCUGACGAGCUUAUUGAGAGGACCAUGAUGGUCAACUGUCAUGCGCACUUCUGGACUGCUAAAGCAUUCCUUCCCAAGAUGCUGGAAAUGAAUCAUGGACACAUUGUGACAGUUGCAAGUUCCUUGGGAUUGUUCAGUACUGCUGGAGUGGAGGAUUAUUGUGCCAGCAAAUUUGGAGCUGUGGGUUUCCAUGAGUCUUUGAGCCAUGAAUUGAAGGCUGCUGAAAAGGAUGGUAUCAAAACAACUUUAGUCUGCCCUUAUCUUGUAGAUACAGGAAUGUUCAGAGGGUGCAGAAUCAGGAAAGAAAUUGAGCCUUUCCUUCCACCCUUGAAACCAGAAUACUGUGUGAAGCAGGCUAUGAGAGCUAUCCUUACAGACCAACCAAUGAUCUGCACACCUCGCCUCAUGUAUAUGGUCACCUUCAUGAAAAGUAUUCUGCCCUUUGAAGCAGUUGUAUGCAUGUACCGGUUUUUGGGAGCAGACAAGUGUAUGUACCCUUUCAUCGCUCAAAGGAAACAGGCUACAAACAACAAUGAAGCAAAAAAUGGAAUUUAACACUAUUUUGGAUGGACUAACAUUUAUAGGUGAAUAUGAUAAUGUUACAUGACUGAAUUGUGAAGUGCACUUGCACCUAUCAAAUGCGAACACCAGUAUCUUACUGUGGCAUUCUCUUAGGUCCUAAACCUGUGUGUUGAGCUCUAGAAAUCAAUGGGGUUUUUUUGUAUGCUGUAAAUACAACCGACUAGAGUACUUGGAAAAUGUGAUAGGUAAGCAAAGUGACUUCACAGUGUAGCUGCCACCAUUGUCCUUUAGAAUGUCACUGUAUGUAUGGUAAACUAGUCACACUACUUCUUGUAGGGAUGCACUGUGUGAUCUCUUCCUCAGCCUUCCAAGGUUUGUAAGAGCUGUCUCCAACUAGAAGAUGCAGUGUUUCAGAAAUUGUAUUUCCCUGUGUUAUUUGGGAAUGGGGAGAGAGUGGAAAUCUUGAUUUAAGCUACUGCUUGUGACCUUUUAGCAAAUUCAAGAAGUUUCUGAAUGCAUCUCUUCACUUGUUCACCCAAACUCUCUGAAGGACACAUGGCCAAAUUGUGGUGUAAUUCUCUUCUGUAGCAAUUGUUUUCUAUUUAAGCAAAGAUAAAAAGAAAUUUGUAAGUCUCUGCUGAUUCAAAGGCAAGUGAAUGUCUCAAAUACUCUCAGAGCAAACUUGUACUGGAUAUCUGGUUUUCUAGGAAUGCAGGCAGUGAUUUUUAAAAAGACUUUUUUCAAGUCAUUUGAUUUGAAAUAGCUCUAUUCUGUUUCCCUUUGUAUGUCAGAGUACAAUCUAAUAUUAUGGACUGUUUCUUUUCUUCCUUUUCAUUCUUACUUCUGACAGAGUUCUCCCACCCCCCCAAGGAGCUGUUGUAUUAAAUUUCCGUAACUGGACUUGUGCCUAAAUGACAAAGCAACUCAGCUAAGAUACAAACUGUUUAUAUAAGUGCUGGUCAUAUGCCAAUUAUUAGCAAAGGAAAAAUAGAAUAAUGCCUGUGCGACUCUACAUGUGGAAUAUGGAAGGGUGUAAAGAUUUUUUUGAGUUCUGCUCACAUUGUAGAACAGCAAAUGAUGUUUUUACAGUAUUUUUUGUAAAGCGAACAAUUUUGUGCCUUGAAUAAUUUGGUAAUCUGUAUUAGUGAAGCAUUGUAAAAGUGAACUUCUACCUCUGUAUCUUAAUGUAUACCAUCCACUUGUAAACUACUAUUGGACAAAUUGUGAUUACUUUUUUAGAAUGUCUUGUUAAAUAGUGACCAAUGCCUGUGGUUAUUAAAGUGAGCCACUUUUUCCUUAAA
This is a messenger RNA of Columba livia (rock pigeon), 2664 nucleotides long. RefSeq names its product retinol dehydrogenase 10 (gene RDH10). NCBI's taxonomy places the organism in Eukaryota, Metazoa, Chordata, Aves, Columbiformes, Columbidae. Gene Ontology annotation, molecular function: oxidoreductase activity, acting on the CH-OH group of donors, NAD or NADP as acceptor. The coding region runs from base 374 to 1396 and encodes 340 amino acids. The record is from RefSeq and is a predicted model, not a curated record. The transcript is spliced from 6 exons. Gene Ontology annotation, cellular component: lipid droplet.